Batrachochytrium dendrobatidis JAM81 is the source of this 2949-nucleotide messenger RNA. RefSeq lists its product as uncharacterized. The record is from RefSeq and is a predicted model, not a curated record. The annotation marks the transcript as partial. Gene Ontology annotation, biological process: retrograde vesicle-mediated transport, Golgi to endoplasmic reticulum; endocytosis; phospholipid translocation. Lineage: Eukaryota; Fungi; Chytridiomycota; Chytridiomycetes; Rhizophydiales. Gene Ontology annotation, molecular function: ATP hydrolysis activity; ATPase-coupled intramembrane lipid carrier activity; magnesium ion binding. The transcript is spliced from 19 exons. Gene Ontology annotation, cellular component: trans-Golgi network; plasma membrane; endosome.
AAAGGAUUUGAGCCCAACAUAGUACGGAACCAAAAAUAUAAUUUUUUGACAUUUGUUCCAGUUGUAUUAUUUGAGCAGUUUAAAUUGUUUUUCAACAUGUAUUUUCUUUUAGUAGCGCUUUCACAACUUGUAAAGUCCCUUCAGAUUGGAUACCUGUUUACAUACUUUGGCCCACUUUCAUUUGUUCUUGUCAUCACAAUUGGGAAGGAGGCUUUGGAUGACUAUAGAAGGCUCCAGAGAGAUAAGGUGGCUAAUUCGCAAACAUAUACCCGUCUAAGUGUAGCAGGCCCUGCAGAAGUUCCUUCUUCAGAGCUGUGUGUUGGGGAUCUAGUAGUAAUUCAUAAGAAUCAGAGAGUUCCUGCCGAUUGUAUUUUGUUACGAACACCAGAGCCCAGUGGAGCAUGUUUUAUCCGAACAGAUCAGCUUGAUGGAGAAACAGACUGGAAACUUCGCGUUGCUGUUUCACAUUCUCAAAAACUGCCAAAUGAUAUGGCUAUUUUUCAAACAAAUGCAUCUCCGCAUAUGGAUAUUCAUAGUUUUAUUGGAAAUAUAACCUGGGAUACCCAAAUUGAUCCACUUACAGUAGAUAAUACUUUGUGGAUGAACACUGUUUUGGCAUCUAGUGCUGCUCUCUGUUUAAUUGUCUAUACUGGUCGCGACACACGUGCUGUUAUGAACACCAGCUUUCCUAGUACAAAAAUCGGACUAUUGGAUUUGGAUAUUAAUAGACUUUCCAAGGCAAGAUUUAAAAUUGAAUCAUUCAUCUUGGCACUGGUUACGUUGCAAUUGUCUUUGACAAUGGUUAUGAUGGAUGGAUUUCGCGGGCUUUGGUUUAUCUACAUCUUUCGAUUUCUUAUUCUGUUUUCAUCCAUUAUCCCCAUUAGUCUGCGAGUCAAUCUUGAUAUGGGAAAAACGGUUUUUUCAUACUUGAUCAUGUCAGAUCAAAAGAUUCCUUCAACAAUUGUUCGAACAUCCACUAUCCCAGAAGAACUUGGGCGUAUUGACUAUUUGUUAACAGACAAGACUGGAACGUUGACUAAAAACGAUAUGGAGCUAAGAAAAUUACACAUGGGAACCAUAUCGUAUGGAAGCGAGUCGAUGGAGGAAGUGGCUGGCUAUAUUCGAUCAGCAUUUGAGCAAGCUCAAGCUCAGGAUACUUCAUUUGGUACCAAACGAACCAAAGGUAUUAAUACAAGACUCAAGGAUAUCACUGUAGCUCUUGCUCUUUGCCAUAAUGUCACACCAGUUAUUGAUGGCGAGGGAGAGCUCAGCUAUCAAGCCUCGUCUCCAGAUGAAGUUGCCAUUGUAAAAUGGACAGAGUCUAUUGGCCUGACACUCUAUUUUCGCGACAUGUCGAUUAUUCGUUUGCGCACUAUGCACGGAACAUUAUUGGAAUAUGAUAUUCUAGACGUGUUUUCAUUUACAUCGGAUACAAAACGAAUGGGGAUUAUUCUUCGUGAGAAGGCCACAGGAGAGAUUACAUUCUAUCAAAAGGGAGCAGAUGCCGUGAUGACACGGAUUGUCGCAUACAAUGAUUGGCUUGAUGAAGAAUGUGGUAAUAUGGCACGGGAGGGACUUCGUACCUUGGUCAUUGGAAGGAAACGUAUAUCUGAAGAUUAUUAUAAUGAGUUUCAACAAAAAUAUCAGGAAGCCAAAAUUUGUUUGCAAAAUCGAAAGAACGUAAUGCAGGGUGUUGUUUCACAAUAUCUCGAAAAGGAUUUAGAGUUGCUCGGACUAACAGGCGUCGAAGAUAAACUUCAGGAUGAUGUAAAAUUGACGCUCGAGCUACUUAGAAAUGCAGGGCUGCGAAUAUGGAUGCUGACAGGCGAUAAAAUAGAAACUGCCACGUGUAUUGCCAUUUCAUCCAAGUUGGUGUCGAGGAAUCAAUUUAUUCAUACUAUUGCAAAAGUGACGGACCCGACGACUAUUCAAGAAGAGCUGGAGACUAUUCGCUCAAAAACAGACUGUGCUCUUGUGAUUGAUGGCGAAUCACUUCAAACCUGUUUAGAUUUUUGUCCCGAGAUUUUUAUGGAGCUUGCUCUUUGUUUAUCGGUGGUAGUUUGUUGUCGCUGUUCACCGACCCAAAAGGCAGAUGUUGCCCGCCUGAUCAAAGAAAGCACCAAAUCACGGACAUGUGCCAUUGGGGAUGGUGGUAAUGAUGUUUCCAUGAUCCAAGCCGCACAUGUAGGCAUAGGGAUUGUUGGCAAAGAAGGAAUGCAAGCAUCAUUGGCAGCUGAUUUUUCAGUGACUCAAUUUAGCCAUAUUGCUCGAUUGCUAUUGUGGCAUGGACGAAACAGUUAUAAGCGAUCAGCCAAACUCAGUCAAUUUGUUAUUCAUCGUGGUUUGAUUAUUUCUAUUAUGCAGGCAGUGUUUUCAUCACUAUUUUAUUUUGCACCCAUUGCGCUUUACCAGGGGAUGCUGCUGGUUGGAUAUGCCACGUUCUAUACCAUGGCACCGGUAUUUUCACUUGUUUUAGAUAAAGAUAUCAGUGAAGAUACUGCGCUUAUGUAUCCUGAGCUAUACAAGGAAUUGGUCAAGGCAAGUACAGUGGGACGAGCAUUAUCGUAUAAAACAUUCUUUAUUUGGUUACUUAUCAGUGUAUACCAAGGAGGAGCCAUCAUGAUGCUAGCAAUAUGGUUAUUUGAAAACGAAUUUGUACGAGUAGUAUCGAUUUCAUUUACAGCACUUGUAUUUAAUGAGUUACUCAUGGUAGCACUAGAGAUUACCACAUGGCAUCCAUAUAUGAUAUAUUCUCAGCUUGGAACUGCGGCGAUCUAUAUUGGAUCGAUGUGGCUUCUUCCAGCAUAUUUUGAUGUGCAUUUCAUAGCGACAACAACGUUUGUAUGGAAAGUAGCGUUGAUUACAGCAGUCAGUAGUUUACCACUUUAUGUGUACAAGGCAGUUCAAUGGAGAAUCAAUCCUCCAAAUUACACCAAGUUGGAAGGCUAA